Molecule: messenger RNA, 961 nt
Organism: Solea senegalensis (Senegalese sole)
Lineage: Eukaryota; Metazoa; Chordata; Actinopteri; Pleuronectiformes; Soleidae
Exons: 2
Coding region: 311-541 (76 amino acids)
Molecular function (GO): protein binding
Source: RefSeq, a predicted model, not a curated record
AUUGCCUGGGUCUGACUGCGCUCACUGACUCUUCCCAAACGAAUCUAUCUUUCUACUUUUGCUUUCGUUCAACCACUUCCAAGAAAUCAGCUGGACGCGCUGAAGGAGGUUUUUUUUCUUCUCUUUUAGGCAGUGAAAACCUAUUCGCCUCAGUAUAUUUCAACGCCCUCAGGUGUCAUUACGCACCAUUCCACCGCACACGGCGACAGAAGCGCAGCAAGAGACAGUCGCUCAAACACAAAAAGAAGAUAAGAAGCACAACAUGGGUAAAAUUUACUAAGUGACGGUUGAUGGCGUACGAGGGAGGAAGAUGGUCGUUGACCUGUGCAACACAGAGGAGCAGAUGCAGAAAAUGACGGUCCUGCAGCUGAAAGAGAAGAUUGCGCAGAGACUUCCUCCGUCAGCAGGAGAGGAGCAGCUGCGGAUGCUCUUUGCAGACUCGUACCUGGAGGAUGACGACAGUUUCCUAUCCUCUUAUGGGAUCCAGCACCAGUCCAUUAUCCAUGUGGUGUUGAAGGUUCCUGGAGGACUGACUGCCUGACCUACAACCAACACCAUCACCGUUGCCUCCUCUACUUUACAAAUGUUUAACCUUAAUGGGAUGUUUUAUGCUGGCAUUCUAAUGUGACUUUUUCCUUUUUUUCCCAUGUUGCCUUUAAAUAUGUUAAAAAAUCCAACUGUUGUUGACACAUUAAAAUAAUGUUCUCUCUAAUGUCUCAUGUUUAAGUUCCUUGUGUCUCCUGACAAAGGCACGUUAAUCAGAGUGUCAUAUACAGUCAAAAAGCUUCUUUCAUUCAAAUAAUCGAUGUAUAUUAAAGAGAACCAGGGCUGUUGCAAUAAAGAUAUAAAUAUUUUUCUUUAUUCUUUUAAAAACAAGCAUUGGAAACAAAAUGCAUGUAGAAUAAUCUGUGACAAAUAAAUAUUUGCAUUAUCACAGGCAAAUAAACAUGACAUCAAGACA